This is a messenger RNA of Tribolium madens (black flour beetle), 1678 nucleotides long. RefSeq lists its product as uncharacterized. Gene Ontology annotation, cellular component: cytoplasm. The record is from RefSeq and is a predicted model, not a curated record. NCBI's taxonomy places the organism in Eukaryota, Metazoa, Arthropoda, Insecta, Coleoptera, Tenebrionidae. Gene Ontology annotation, biological process: multicellular organism development; proteasome-mediated ubiquitin-dependent protein catabolic process. Gene Ontology annotation, molecular function: ubiquitin conjugating enzyme binding; zinc ion binding; ubiquitin protein ligase activity. The transcript has 2 exons. Bases 195 to 1625 code for a protein of 476 amino acids.
UAAAGUUUUUCCCGCGCUAUUAGUGAGGUUAGGCUUAAAGUUUUUGAAUUGAAAAACCACUUUUUACAUCUAAAACUGCAUUUAAUAGACAGAAUAUCAUUAUCGGUGUAACUAAUAGAAGUUUUUUAACCGGUUGAUAGUGAUAAGCGUUUUGAGUGGUCAGAUAAAUAAUUGUGUAUACACCUCAGGCUAAAAUGGAUUUCCGUACUUUGGAAGCAAUCGAUUCCCUUGACAAAAUCAAAUGCACUUCUUGUAGAAACUACUUAUCUUAUUUUCCUAUAACGGCAAGUCAGAAUGAAAUAUUAUGUGGGAGGUGCCCUAUAAAAGAUGGCUUUAUUCGAAGCGUGCCUUAUGAGACUUUGGCCCAAUUUCUGCGUUUUCCUUGUCGUUACCAACCGCAAGGUUGUAAUGAAGAAUCACAUCCGGGGGAAAUCCCACAUCAUGAAGAAAACUGCGAGUUUCGGGUAUUCCCCUGUCCUAUGCCAGAACCAGUAGCCUGUGAGUGGGAAGGGCCACGGGUUAAUUUGUUACGUCACUGUCUAAAUUCCCAUUCUGAUUUGGUGUUGCAAAAUGGCGGCAAAUUUGAACUGGAUUUGACACGUCCGUGUACGUUUCGAAAUAUUGUCGAACACAAGAAUGUUUUAUUGUUUUUUGAAAGAAAUUACGAUCCUGAAGACAAAAUGUUUAAAUUUGCACUUUAUAGGAGUCAGUACGACACUGAAACUGAGACUUUUUCCUAUCAGUUGGGAAUUGAGUGCGAGGGCUUGAAUUUAAAUAUCGAUUUAAUGACAGGUCAUCAGCUAAAUUAUGAUUUAAAAGUCAUUGGUCUUGAUUCUUUGGUAAAAAAUGCUACAAAUAAAAUGGCGCUCGGUUAUUUAGUUAUGGGUGAUAUAUGUACAGAGGAAGCACAAGUCUCUGAAGAAAUGCUUUCUAUUUUGAAAUGUUCAAAAUGUUCGGAAUAUGCGAUUCCACCGAUUUAUCAUUGUUCUGGAAAAUGCAACGUUGUGUGCUCAGAAUGUAGGAAUAGUCACCAGGAAAAUUGCACUUCGGCGUUAGCCGGAAAUAUUAGUGUUGACAAACUGGCACAAUUUUUAAAUUAUCCGUGCAAAUAUAAACGAAAUGGCUGCACUUUUAUCGCCAAAUUUCAUAAAAUGAUUCAACAUCAAAUUAUUUGCGAAUUUAGUGAGACAUGUUGUCCAUUGGGCAAAACUUAUUUGAAAUGUAAUUGGACUGGAAUGAGAAAAGUUGUGAUGGCUCAUUUGCAAACAAAUCACCUACUGCAUGUGUCUUCUAACGGAAUGACGUGUUCUAAAAAAAUUAGAUCGUCUGGACAUUACCGAACAAUUAAUUUUGCCAAUCGCGUAUUUAGAUUAUUUUACAAGAAAAUUAAAACCAGUUAUUUUUUUGCAGUUGAAACAAUUGACCCUAGUACCGAUAAUUUCAAAUUUCAAAUUGAAAUCCUAGACCCCUCCGAAUCCGGAAUGACAUUAGUUUCUAGAAAAAUUUGUGCAAACGUGAACGAAAUUUGCUCUUUUACUGACUUGAAAAAUUACUGUACUUUUACUAACAUUACCAAUUUUGAAAAAAACGGUUUGUUAACAUUUAAGGUAACUAUUUUGCAAUAAACUUAGUUGUUUUUAUAUUAAGUUUAUAAUCCUUUAAAUAAAUUUGUAUUUUC